UGGUGACGUUAUUAUGUCGUAGUUUUCUUGUUUAUCAAAUGUAUCAAGUCGUCUGUUUGACAACAAACAACGUCAACCUCCUCACUUUUUUAUGUAGCUGUGGGGUGUGAUAUUCACUAUGACGAGGAUUUGUGUUUGACAGUUGACAACUCGGUGACAUAUACUUAUUACCAUACCAUAUAAAAAGCUGGUUGAAACCAACCUUUAUUCGCAAAUAGAUAAGUUACCGUUGAGACACACAAAGACAACACUCAACAACUAAAAGCAAGAGCCUCGAUAAAAACCCAGAUAAAACAAUGAGCUUCACUUCACCAUCAGUCAUUUUCAAAAUUUGUCAAAUUGUUGCACUUGUCGCUGGUUUGGGAUGUGUUGGUUACUUCACAAAAGAAGUCGUUGAUUAUUAUGACGAUUUUAAUUCAGAAGCAUAUAAACAAGGCGUUCUUGGUAGACAGGAAUUUUUUCUUUAUACGACCUGCGUUGGAGCUAUUAUUUCAAUCGUUGGAUUGGUUCUCAACUUUAAUGGAUUAAUGAAUAAAAAGCACAAUGCUGUAGCUAUGGCAGCAGUGCAAGGUGUAUGGACGAUACAGUUAUUGGUCACCACCUGCCUAAUUACCGUUAUCUUCUCUUCGUACAACAAGGAUAAAGGAGGCGAGUCUGCAUGUGAAGUUUGGGAUGACGCAGGCAGGAAAUAUGAUUACACCUGUGGUCAAUUGAUUGGUGGAAUGGUCUCUGGUUUUAUUGCCGCCAUAUUGUAUGGAGUGGAUGCUAUAUUCACUUUCAAAACUUCUACGGAACAGAGUUAACAUGGAAGCAAAUUUAUCGCAUUUAGUCCUCAACCAACAAACAAAAAUUAAUAUUUUUGUGUCAUUUAGGUUAUUGUAACAUUUUCAUGUAAAGUAACUGUUACAUCAUUAAGCAUGCAUUUGAAUAAAAAUAAGAAUUUUCGUCCUUGCUGUUGAUUAA
Messenger RNA from Xenia sp. Carnegie-2017, 963 nucleotides. RefSeq lists its product as uncharacterized. The transcript is spliced from 5 exons. The record is from RefSeq and is a predicted model, not a curated record. Gene Ontology annotation, cellular component: membrane. NCBI's taxonomy places the organism in Eukaryota, Metazoa, Cnidaria, Anthozoa, Malacalcyonacea, Xeniidae. Bases 297 to 803 code for a protein of 168 amino acids.